AGUAUCCAGCACUCAGAAGUCAGAAGUCAGAAGCAGCAGCCAACAAACAGAGCAGGAACGCUACUGGAAAUGUCACUCCGGCUAGAGAUAGGGUUCCGGUGAACGCUGAAGCGACCGAAUUUGUAAGUUUGUAGGGUUUCUUUCAGUCAAUUUGGGCGCCGGUGAGAGAUAGAGAGUAAUUACAAUGGGGGACGGCGCUAUGGUGCUUAAGCGAGCUCAUACCGACUUUGGCGACUACGAGGAAGAUGUGAUUGCGGAGAUCCUAGCAAGGCUUCCGGCCAAAUCCCUGAUGCGAUUCCGGUGCGUCUGCAAGUCAUGGCGUGCUUUGAUCUCUGAUUCCUAUUUUGUAAAGAAACACCUCAGCUAUGGAGAGAGAGGCAUCACCGAGAGCGCUCAGAGGCUCAUUUUCAUGCUGGAUCCUCCCUUGGCCUUGGACUGUGAAGCCUUGAAAAGCAUGGAGGACUAUGAAGCCUUGGAAAGUAUUAAGGAUGAUAUUCAUGGUCCUGGUCCUGGUGCUGGUGGUCACUUUGCAGUCUCCCAGCUGGAUUUUCCGGUAACGAAAACUAUCUCUGAUUUCAGUUAUAGAGUUCUUGUUGGUGCUUGCAAUGGCUUGGUAUGUGUAGAAGUAGGCUACGAGGCCAUUCUGUUAUGGAACCCUUGUACUAGAGACUCCAAGGUUUUACCAAAACCUCCUCGAGUUGUAGACUCCAAGUUUAGCAACUAUCUUUAUGGAUUCGGGUAUGAUUCUGCUAGUGACGACUACAAGGUGAUAUGGGGGUUCGCUUGUUAUUCAAAUGGUGCUACCGUGAUUGACAUCUUUUCACUGAAAACAGGUUCAUGGAGGACCGUCAAAGACAUUGGUUAUGUUUCAUUAAUAACACAGCAGGGGUUGUUCUUAAACGGAGCUCUGCAUUGGUUAUAUAAUCUACCUGAAGGGGUCACACAAAUUUUGUCUUUUGAUUUAGGGGAGGAGAAAUUUCAGAAGACGAUUCCAUUACCCUAUGAUGACUGGUUUGAUGAUCCCAUGAUUCAUAAAAAUUGCCUCUGUGUACUUAAUUGCCCAACUGGAACCAACAGUUUCAACAUAUGGAUGAUGAAAGAAUAUGGGGUCAAGGAAUCCUGGACUGAAGUCUUACAAUUUUCUCUGGAGAAUUAUGUAGAGUCUUAUGAUGAUUUAAGAGGAUAUUUCAGGCCUGUGUGCAUUUUAGAGAACGGUUUAGUUUUGAUUGAUCAGAUAGGUGUGUGUGAAGACCUCAUGGUAUUAUCUGAUCUAAAGGAGAAGAAAUUCAAGCAUUUUGUUGAGGUCGCAAAUGACUUGGAGUUUAGAACAGUCAUUUACCGAGAGACAUUAGUUUCACCAGACGCCCACACAUACAAAACCAACAAUAUGGCACACAGCUACAAGUAUCAAUUAUCUGAUUCUUUGUAUGCCGCCCCAAGUGUUGUUAAAUGGAGAGAAUUCAAUGUCUUACUUCAGAAGUUAUGUGUGAGCUAGUAGCCCGUUGCUGUAGUUCUCAAGGAAAUAGGGAGGCGAAAGUGCUUUUGUAGAAGCAACCUGGUUGUAAUCCAAGGUGGGCCUCAUUUUGAGGAGGGGGAGGUAUGUGUAAUGUUUCUCCUUCACUUGGAAACAAGUUAGGAGAUCCAAAAAGUCAUUUGGUUAUGUAGAAAAUGGAUGCAGCGUUGUUUAUAGGUGUUGUGUGAAAUAUCUCGUCUUUGUAAACCUAUUACGGUUUUUUCUUAUGACUAUCAAAUAUUGAAAUGUUAGCUCGUCA
Messenger RNA from Rosa chinensis, 1772 nucleotides. Its product is annotated as putative F-box protein At3g16210. The transcript has 3 exons. Bases 185 to 1495 code for a protein of 436 amino acids. Gene Ontology annotation, molecular function: protein binding. Lineage: Eukaryota; Viridiplantae; Streptophyta; Magnoliopsida; Rosales; Rosaceae. The record is from RefSeq and is a predicted model, not a curated record.